Molecule: messenger RNA, 2034 nt
Organism: Quercus robur (English oak)
Lineage: Eukaryota; Viridiplantae; Streptophyta; Magnoliopsida; Fagales; Fagaceae
Product: leucine-rich repeat extensin-like protein 1
Exons: 3
Coding region: 103-468 (121 amino acids)
Source: RefSeq, a predicted model, not a curated record
CUUUAGCUUCACUCUCUGUCUCUCUGUCUCUCUCUGUCUCUCUCUCUCUCUAGUCUUCACUGUCUUUCACUUCACUCUUGUUCUUCUUCUCUUCACUCCUCAAUGGCUAUCAACAGAGACUCAACGCCUCCUCCGAUGAUCGGCAAAAUUGGACCAUACACUGUGUUCAUGACCCCGCCAUCCACUCCUUCCCCAAAGCCUUUUCAGCAACCUGUCUUCGAUUCACCCAAGAAGAUCGUGGUUCCUCCGCCGCCGCCGGUGCAGCCUCCGCCGCAACAGUUCACUAAGUCUCUUCAAUCCCCAAAUUCCAAUGACUCUGUUGUUGGUUUCUUCAAGAAUGCUGUCACCAAGGUCCAAAAUGCACAUUCAAGUUUGGAUGACCAUUUGGCGCGGUGGUUUGGGUUGAACCAGUCCAAGUAUCAAUGGGCACUAGAUGAUUAUUAUGAGAGCAAGGGAUUGCUUAGGUGAAACUAGGUUUUCUGACGUCAUGAUGUAUUAAAAGCCUCAAUGUGGUGUAUUAGGAAGGGGUUUGUGGCUCUUUCCUUUGCUUACUAUCAUAGACCUCAUAUUCUUGUCUAUCAGUUUCUACUUGCAGUACUACCUACAAAUAUGAUCCCACUGAAUGCAACUCCCAUUCAUAUAAUGAGAUUAUUAGGAAGGGGUCUUCAGCUCCUUCCUUUGCUUAGUAUGGACUCUGAUAUAAGGCACUAAGACACAUGGGUACAGAUAUGGGUACAAGUACAAUAUGGGUACGGGUAUGAGGAUACAACAAUUUUUGAAAAACUUAGGGUACAAUACGUUGGGGAUAUGUGUAUUAAUCACUUAUUAGAUAUAUUUUAUAUAUAUUGUUAAGCAUAUAUCAAUUUAAAAGCAAUAAUGGAUGAUAAAGUGAAUCCAUAACCAUUAAAUGCUGUGUAGAAUACAAAUCAAGAUCCAAAAGAGUAAAUAAAGAUAACUAGAUAAGUAUUCAACAUUGAAACCAAUAUAUGAAGCAUAUAAAUAAAAAUUCUUACAAGUUUGGGCUAUCUCUGACUAUCGGGAUUGGGUUACAAUGGUAUCUAAGUCGUAUCACAGAUGCAUCCUAGAUGUAUUGGCACUUUUAAAAAAAAAUUUGAUUGGGUGUGUAUCUUAGAGGUAUCCAGUAUGAUAUUGGUACAAUACGUAUCGGAUAUGGGUAUGUGAGCAAAAAUGGAGUAUCUGUGCAUCCUAGAUAAGGCCAUAAUAUUCAGUGCAUGACUGGUUACUGGGUUAAAAUAAAAUAAACUUGAUAUAGGACCAUAAUAUUAAGUAUGUAACUGCUUUUUGGGUUAAAAUUUAGUAAACACUGGUUAAGGACAGACAGUCACAGCAUUGCGUCAUGUUUCUCUCUGUUUUAAGGUAGGACUGUUAUUUUUGAAUCUGGUUUGCCUGUUUGGAUGAAUUAGACCUUGCAAAUAAAGUGAAAAUGCUACCCCAAGUAGAAUUGUUUGGCAUUUCUCUGCGAAGUUGCUCCCCUGUGGUACAGGAAUUGCCCUGGUAUAGCUACUUCCUGCCCUUGUAAGAAUGGGGAGGGUAAGGUCCUUGGUUCCAUCUAGGUCCCCAUAUAACUUACCAAUAGAAAAAGAAAAAAGGGAUUGCCAUUGAGCUGGUCAGAUAAAAACAUGACUGAGAUUCAAUGUAGACAGUGGCAUGUGUUCCUCAACUCGAUUUAAAGCAACUAUGCUAAUAUCAAAGAAACAACUAGUUUGCCAAGAGCCUUUUCAAAUCUGCCCAACUCUGUUGUUGUACUUGACUAUAAAAAAGAACCAACUAGUUUUUUGUCUUGUUUUUUUUUUUUUUUUUUUUUUUUUUUUUGGGGUGUGGAAUAAUGCAUGUGAACUUUUAUGCUGCAAUGGAUAAUGUCUAACCUAGCUUUCAUGAUAGAUUUUCAAUUACAUGGUCUUUAUUGCAGUUUCUUGUAUUCAGCUCCUAUCAUUCCUUUACCAUGUAAAACAUUUUGAAAUUCACUACUGCAGGAAAAGGGGGAUGCAAAAGCUAAAGAUUUAUCUAGCAAAA